AUGCCUGGUGCCCUGGUGGCGCCCGGGGCCAGUGUCCCCUCCCUCGCCGUGCCCGCUGUCCCCGGUGUCUCCCAUGUGUCCCCGGUGUUCCCCGUGCCCGAUGUUCCCCCUGUGCCGUGCCCGGUGUACCCCGUGGCCGGUGUUCCCCCCGUGCCGUGCCCGGUGUCCCCGCUGUCCCCCCGCACCUCGGCGGCUCCGCUGCCCCCGCCCCGCCGCGCCACUUCCGGCCGGCGCUGCCGGCGCUCCCCCGCCGGCCAAUCACCGGGCGCGUCCGCCGCAGCCCCGCCCGGCACGGGAGCCCCCCGGCCCGGCCCGGCCCCGCCCCGCCCCGCCCCUCCCCUCCUAAGCCGCCAGCCCUGUCCCGGCCCCGCUCUCUGCGCUCCAACCCGGCCCUGCGCUCACCCCGGCCAUGACCCCGUCCAGCCGCCCCCGGGGCUUCUGGCUCCCGGCCGUGCCCGCCUGGCCCCGCCGCUUCCCAGCAGCGCCGGCCUCGCACAGCAGCACAUGGCGGCCCUGCGCACCCUCCUGCUCCUCGGGCUGCUCCUUACGGCGAGGGGGCAGAGGGCGGCGCGGAGACGGCGGCCGCCCCCUCCCCAGAGUGCGCUCGAAAAAGUGGUGGCUCAGGAGGCGCUCAGCCUCCACCAGCUCUCAGGGAAGUGGUUCCUGGUCGGCAUGGCCUCCCGCUGCAGCUACCUGGCAGAGCACAGCCACCAGCUGGAGGCCACAACAGUGACAAUGACCGUCCUGGAUGGGCAGAGCCUGGCCAUCAGCACCUUCAGGAAGCUGGACAGGAUGUGCUGGGAAAUCAGGCAGCACUACCUUCCUGCCCAGGCCCCCGGACGCUUCCUGCUGAAGGGCCAUAGGAAAAGCAGCAAAGUGGAUGUGGUGGUGGGUGAGGCUGACCCCAGCAGCUUCAUCAUUCUCUAUUACCAAAAGGGCCGCAGCAUCUCUGUUAAGCUCUAUGGACGGAACAGCCUGGUCAGUGACGCCGUCGUGGACAAGUUCGAGCAGCGCGCCAGGGCUGUGGGGCUGAGCGAGGAUGUCACCUACUACUUCCCCACCUAUGGGUUUUGUGACUCUGCAGAUGAGUUUCAUGUCCUCGAUGGGCUGGGAAACACCCCGUUCCCCUGCCCCAGCCCUGCAGAGUUCAUUCCCCGAGGGGCUGCUGUCUGCGCUGGACUCCUGCCUGCACAGCCAAGCCUGGCCAAGGCCACCCGGCAGCAGGCAGGUGCAGGGCCCCGUCCCCCCCUCCCGCAGCCCCCGCGGGGGGAGCAGCCCUCUGCCCCCAGCACCAGCAUUUUGCAAUCCUGGCGGGAACUGGUGCGGGGCAGCCGUGUCCAGCCCGGCCACCCCGCGAGCCUGACAGAGCUGGGCUGUGGUAGAUCCAGCUCAUUUUACCUGCACUCCGAAGUGGCUGCACCGGGCAGGGGGAUAAGGGAGUAA
This is a messenger RNA of Agelaius phoeniceus (red-winged blackbird), 1443 nucleotides long. It is a transcript of the gene C8G, whose product is annotated as complement C8 gamma chain. NCBI's taxonomy places the organism in Eukaryota, Metazoa, Chordata, Aves, Passeriformes, Icteridae. Gene Ontology annotation, biological process: complement activation. The record is from RefSeq and is a predicted model, not a curated record. Gene Ontology annotation, cellular component: blood microparticle; extracellular exosome; membrane attack complex. Gene Ontology annotation, molecular function: complement binding.